UCUGGGCUGUCAGGGAGAGUGCUGGGGACCCCGGGAGCUGGGUGGCCUGAGAGUCCCCAGCCAGCCCUUGGUCCUGCUAGGUCCCGAGAGGACAGGGUCUCCUGGGGUGCCUUGGCGGCUCCCAAACCCCUGUUCUGCCCCCAGGGGGCGCCUGGACAUUCUGAAGCAGGAGGAAGAGGGGGCACCCAGGUGACAAGGAGCAGGCCAUGGGCGCGGGGGCGGGGACGCUGCUGCUGGCGCUGCUGCUGGCGCGGGGCGCACCCCAGGAGCCGGAAUCGGGCGAAGAGGACUUCCUGCCAGGUAGGGCGCGCAGGACGCGCUGCGCGCGGAGCAGCCGGGCCAGGUGCGGUGCGCGGCACGCCUCACCCCUCCUCUCCUCCGCUGCAGGUCCCAUGAACACCGAGCUGUUCUCAAGUAACCGACGGGCCCGGGGACGGGGCGGGCUGUGCGGGGAGGGUCCGGUGUCACCUGCUUCCCCGGCGGGGCGACCCGGGGGCCCGCGCGCUUCUCCAGGGAUCCCCGGUCCUCACACAGCCGGGGCGAGGGUGGGCGGGCUGGGCUGUGGCUGCCCUCAGUGCGUGUCUCUGUCCACCGCAGAGCCCUGCGGAGAGCGGGAAAAUAAGCCGCUGAUCGUGGGCGGCGUGGAGUCGGUCCGCGGGCGCUGGCCGUGGAUGGCCAGUUUGCGCAGAAAUAACAGACAUGCCUGUGGCGGGACCUUGCUGAACCGCCGCUGGGUGAUGUCAGCCGCGCACUGCUUUGCUAAGUACGGGGAUGUGGACAGCUGGCGCGUCCAGCUGGGGGAGCUGAGCAGCAGGUUGUUUCCAGAGAGCAUCAGGGCUUACUUGGGCAGAUACAGAGUGAAGAAAAUCAUUAUUCAUCCCUUAAACACUGGUGCGAACUACGACGUCGCCCUGGUGGAGCUGGCCUCCCGCGUGACCUACAGCGCCUACGUGCGGCCCGUCUGCGUGCUCUCCUCUACUGCCAUGUUCCAGCACCGGCCCGACUGCUGGGCCACUGGCUGGGGCUACAUCGCAGACAACGGCACCAGAAUACCCCCUCCAUACAACCUCCGCGAGGUGCAGCUCGCCAUCAUCAACCACACCUGGUGCAACCACCUCUACUCACUGCCCGCUGAGCGCAAAUUAAUCCACGACAGCAUGAUCUGUGCUGGCCGAGAAGGCGGCGGGGCAGACGCCUGCGGUGGCGACUCAGGUGGACCCUUGGUCUGUGACAUCGAUGGAAUCUGGUACCAGGUUGGAAUUGUGAGCUGGGGACAGGGCUGUGGGCUUCGCACCCGGCCCGGUGUCUAUACCAAUGUCAGCCAGUACUUCAAGUGGAUAAAGUUGGUGGCUGGUGCACCCAAGCCGGACCCCUCCCCUACUCUGCUGCUGCUGGCUCUGCGCUGUGCUUCCUGGGUUCUGUGGGCAGCAUGAGCCCCCCCCGCCAUGAGGGUGUGCUGGGUGCCCCAGCGCCAGCCCCUUCCCCGGGACUGUAGGCACCCAGGGCUGGGGUGGGGACUGCCUGUGGACCUGGCUCCUAGCCUCUGUGUCUCAUUUGCUAAUAAACCUGUGUGGGUGUCCCAG
Lepus europaeus (European hare) is the source of this 1583-nucleotide messenger RNA. Its product is annotated as serine protease 41-like. Lineage: Eukaryota; Metazoa; Chordata; Mammalia; Lagomorpha; Leporidae. The record is from RefSeq and is a predicted model, not a curated record. Gene Ontology annotation, molecular function: serine-type endopeptidase activity. Bases 207 to 1433 code for a protein of 408 amino acids. Gene Ontology annotation, biological process: proteolysis. The transcript has 5 exons.